UGACACUCAAAAUAGUCCCACUUGCAGCAGACUCGCCAAACAGAGGCAGCAUUUAAACUAGAACUUUGUUAAUAAAACUAACAUUUCAUCACAAGUUUCUGUGUGUAUACUUGGGACACCGGUGAAUUAGCAUAAUGUCGGACACCGGGGAGGAGUGGCAGGUGGCCCGGCGACGAAAAGGCGCAGCGCGGAAAUCAAAAUCCUUUCAGGUGUCGUCAAAUUCAACAAGCCCACAGGAGCAGCUGGACAUCGGGAAAACUGUUAAACGAAUCAGAGAGACAGUGUCUGAGCUAAGAUGCGAGGAAUUCUGGCACGAGUGGAAAGGAUUCUUGUCUCCAGAGCAGCUGCUGGUGGCGGGACCAGGAGCCCUCUUAAAACCUCCAGAGAACAAAGACACAGAGGAGACACUGAGCAGAGAUGGCAGACAAAGCCAACAGCUGGACUGUGUGUGUUAUGGCCUGGGCUCCUUUUCCUCCUGUGUCUCAGCUCGCUACCAAUUAGCCUUGUUGCUGUUGCUCCUGGAUGCAGGACAGAUUCCCCUUAAGGACUGCUCUGUUUAUGACCCUGCUUUCUCCUCCGGUGAGAGGGAUGUUUUGAGAGAGCUGGGUCUGAUUGUGCUCACAGAAAAUGAGGAGGGGAAGCGUCUAGCGACGAAGCCCACACUUUUUUACCUGAUGCAUUGUGGGAAAGCCCUGUACAACAACCUUCUGUGGAAGAAUUGGAGUACACAAUGUCUUCCUCUCAUGAUAAUCAUCGGAAACAGUUUCAACGGCAUGAGGGACAGGACAAUCGAGAGAGAGUUCAAGCGGGACUACGGCUACAUUACGCAGGCUGUCUGUGUGUGUGAGGAGAGACCGCUGCCCUGUCCAUCCCGUCUGAUUGACGUUUUCAGUGACACGGCCGUUAUCACCUUUCCUACCAGCAAUCUUGACGGACUCCCACAAUCCACAUGGGUAGAGCCACCUGAACCACAGUACGGACACUGCCCUGAUUUGGAGAUUAUUGAGAGGGAAACACAGAGCAGAGACAGGAGAUGAACAAGAAAUUGACUGUAUGUAUUGUAUUUUUUUUUAUUGUUGGCACUAAUAUGAGCAGUUUUUAAUUAAAUAAACUCCUCCUUCAAAUUGA
Messenger RNA from Micropterus salmoides (largemouth bass), 1128 nucleotides. RefSeq names its product SRR1 domain containing (gene srrd). Bases 135 to 1037 code for a protein of 300 amino acids. Gene Ontology annotation, biological process: microtubule-based process. Gene Ontology annotation, cellular component: nucleus; cytoplasm. The record is from RefSeq and is a predicted model, not a curated record. The transcript has 6 exons. Lineage: Eukaryota; Metazoa; Chordata; Actinopteri; Centrarchiformes; Centrarchidae.